AAAAAGAGACAACACCAUAUUUGUUUGAAGGAAACGAAAAAAAAUUAUCAUUCUCAUUCGUCAGUGUCUGACUUCGCUUCAUUAUUCGGCAAAAUUCUUUGUAUUCUUUGCAAAAAUAAGGUAUUGAAUAGCUUUUGUGCAUAUUUUCAAGAAAAAAGAAAAAAACACUUGCAACAAUGGAUAACUACAUGUUUGACGGCGGUCGCAUCACCAAAAUGGAAGUUGACUAUCAACCAACAUGCGAUGAAAAAAUUCCCAAAGCCAUCGCCCAGGCCAAAUCCAAUCCCGAUGAAUUCCACGCCGCUAUCGAAACAAUGUUGCAAUUAGAAAAACAAACUCGCUUAGGUGCCGAUAUGGUUUCCUGCUCUCGUGUUUUAGUUGCAAUUUGUCAAAUUUGUUUCAAUGCUGGCAAUUGGAAUGCCCUCAAUGAAUUCAUUACUCUCUUAGCUCGUAGAAGGUCUCAACUCAAACAAGCUGUGAGUAAAAUGAUUCAAGAAUGUUGUAGUUAUGUUGACAAGACUCCCAACAAAGCUGUCAAAUUGAGUUUGAUUAAUACUUUGAGGUCAGUGACUGAGGGCAAGAUUUAUGUUGAAAUUGAAAGAGCCAGAUUGACAAAGAUCCUGGCUGACAUUAAAGAAGCCGAAGGAGAUAUUGCUGGAGCUGCUGCUGUAAUGGAAGAACUCCAAGUCGAGACUUAUGGUUCGAUGGAUAAAAGGGAAAAGGUUGAAUUGAUUUUGGAGCAAAUGCGAUUGUGUUUGCUUAAAGAAGAUUAUGUCUCCACUCAGAUCAUUGCUAAGAAAAUUAGUAUUAAAUUCUUUGAUGAUCCCAAGCAGCAGGAUCUAAAGGUCAAGUUUUACGACUUGAUGAUUCGUCUCGAUCGAGAUACAUCGUUUUUGAAGACUUCCCGUCAUUAUCAAGCGAUUGCUGAUCCAAAACCAGUCGAAGUGAAGGCUGACAAAGAGGAACCCGCUCCAGCAACUGGUUCUCCUUCGAAAGAAAAGGAGAAGAAAGUAGAAGAAGAGGUUGUUGCAAAGCCACCUCAAUUAACAAAAGAACAAAUUGAAGAUCAAAAGCAAAAGCUUAAAUUGGCAGUUGUCUAUUGCAUUUUAGCGCCUUAUGACAAUGAACAAAACGAUAUGAUGGCUCAUUUAGCUAAAAACAAAACUCUUGAAGACAUUCCUGUUUAUAAAGAGAUUCUCCGUUUGUUUAUGUGCAAAGAAUUGAUUAAUUUCGAUGCAUUUGAUGCUGAAUUUGGUUUUAUUCUCACAGAGAAUGUUAUCUUUCAAGAGAAUUCAGUGCAUGGCAAACGUUGUGCAACUGAGUUAAAAGAUCGUUUAAUCGAGCACAAUAUUCGUAUUAUCUCGAAUUAUUAUUCUCGGAUUUAUUUGAAGAGAAUGAGUGAAUUACUUGUUUUGCCAACUGACAAAUGUGAAGAGUAUUUGUCUAAGCUAGCAAAUGCUGAUACAAUUCGAGUUAAAAUUGAUCGUCCGGCAGAGAUUGUUUAUUUCACAACAAAGAAGACUUCAUCGGAUAUAUUAAAUAAUUGGGCACAGGAUACUAAUCAAUUGAUGGCGCUAGUUAAUAAGACUUGUCAUUUGAUUAAUAAGGAAGAGUGUAUUAACUCGGUUUUGGGAAUGGCUGUUGAAGCAUAAUUUAUAAUUCAAUUUUGUUUUUUUUUUCUAUUUUCUUGCUUAAGUAUAGCCAACAGUAAUGUUGGUUUAUUUGUAAAACAAAUAUAAUAAUUUAAA
Messenger RNA from Episyrphus balteatus (marmalade hoverfly), 1748 nucleotides. It is a transcript of the gene Rpn5, whose product is annotated as 26S proteasome non-ATPase regulatory subunit 12. The transcript has 2 exons. Gene Ontology annotation, cellular component: cytoplasm; nuclear proteasome complex; proteasome regulatory particle, lid subcomplex. Bases 177 to 1652 code for a protein of 491 amino acids. The record is from RefSeq and is a predicted model, not a curated record. Lineage: Eukaryota; Metazoa; Arthropoda; Insecta; Diptera; Syrphidae.